Molecule: messenger RNA, 2600 nt
Organism: Linepithema humile (Argentine ant)
Lineage: Eukaryota; Metazoa; Arthropoda; Insecta; Hymenoptera; Formicidae
Product: luciferin 4-monooxygenase-like
Biological process (GO): long-chain fatty acid metabolic process; fatty-acyl-CoA biosynthetic process
Molecular function (GO): long-chain fatty acid-CoA ligase activity
Source: RefSeq, a predicted model, not a curated record
ACGAGCAGUAGGAGAUACUUUUUUCGAACGCACGAUACAUUCAGUCUCGAAGUGCUUCGUGUAAUGCAAAGACACUGUUAGUCUGACAACGUUGUGAGUUGAUACGAAUAAACGGUACGAGAUUUCAAUGUUGUAUUAUUAGCAUCUUAGCGACAAUUUAGUUAUUAAUUAGACUCAUUAUAUCGUGUAUGUAUGAAAAUUCAUAAUAAAAAACUACAUAAUACGUGAUAAAAUCGACACGAAUAAAUUAUCUCAGCUAGUGUCUCUCAGAAGAUCCGUUCAUAUCCGUUCGUGACGAAUAUUACAAACACUCAACGACUGAUAAAAAUAUUAUUUCUCUGACUGUAACUCAAGUUUCAUUGUUAUAAAAAUGGGAAAAAUAUAUGAGCGUCGACUGGAACGACCAACACCAACCAUAUCUAUGGGACAAGCUGUGCUAAACAAGCUGAGCGAGAACGGCGAUCAUGUCUUGCUAAUAGACGGGUCCAAUGGCAAACAAAUGACAAGCAAAGAAUUACUCGAGAAGAGCAUAAAACUCGCAAAAUUUUUGCAAAAACGCGGGAUAAAAAUUGGUGAUAGAAUUUCCAUUGCAACUGAAAAUCGAGUGGAUUGGUUAAUACCGGCUUGCGCGAGCUUAUAUCUCGGUACUGUACUUGCGCCGUACAACCCUAUGUACACAGAAUAUGAAUUCCAGCAUAUAUUAAAAGUUUCAAAGCCGCAGAUUAUUUUUGUAUCUCGGCGCACGGAAAAUCUCUUGGCCAAAGUCGUAUCGACUUUAUCGUGGAAGGUGGAAUUAAUAGAACUGGACGAUCAGCCGUACACGGCAAAUGUUCGCACGUUAACAGAUAUCUUAAAUAACGAACAAGCUACAGACUUCUUAAAAUACAAAGCAACGGAUAUUGGUGACAGUAGUCAACAUCCAGUGGCUAUUCUUUGUUCAAGUGGAACUACAGGGUUGCCGAAAGGAGUAACGUUGUCUCAUAAAAAUCUAAUGGCAAUCGUUACUAAAAUAAUACAGCCCGAGUACAUGGAUAUAAAGCCACGUGACAGAUAUAUGAUACUGCUGCCGUUUUAUCACGGUUACGCAUUCAGCACAUUGUUGAUAUGCAUCUACACGAACUGCCUGAUCGUUACUAUGCCUGCCUUCGAGCCGAAGCUCUUCCUAACCUUAAUCCAGCAGCAUAAGAUCACUCAUCUACCGAUUGUGCCGCCAAUUUUGACGUUCCUGGCAAAGCAUCCGCUGGUAGAGAAAUACGACUUGCGGAGCGUGAGAGAAAUCGUCUGCGGAGCGGCGCCGCUUUCGAAGGACGUCGUAGUUGAAGUAAAAGCUCGCAUCGGCAUAAAGUUUAUUCGCAAUGGCUACGGCAUGACAGAGCUAUCAGUAGUGAGCAACAUAAGCGCACGCGAAGAAGACGAAAACAGUGCGACAUUGUACGAGAAUCCAAGCUCAGGACUGCCUCUACCCGGUUUUCUCAGUAAAGUAGUCGACGUCAACACGCAGGAGACGCUGGAAGCGGGUAAAGUCGGCGAGAUAUGCUUUAAGGGGGAGCAAGUGAUGAUGUAUUACUGGGACAAUCCUGAAGCUACCAGGCAGACCAUCGACCAGGACGGAUGGCUGCACACUGGAGACGUCGGCUACUACGACGACAAGGGCUGGCUACACGUGGUCGAUCGUCUGAAGGAACUGAUCAAGUACAAAGGCUACCAAGUCUCGCCAUCGGAGAUAGAAACGGUAUUACUGUCGCAUCCCGCGGUGAAGGACGCCGCGGUCACCGGCAAACCUGACGAACGCAGCGGGGAGAUUCCUGCAGCUUUCGUAACAAGGCAACCCGGAGCUACGAUCACCGCCGAAGAUCUCCACGAAUUUGUCAAACAGAAACUGUCGCCGCAAAAAUGGCUGCGAGGUGGAAUACACUUUGUGAACGCCAUACCCAAGAAUCCCACUGGCAAGAUUCUACGUCGCGAACUUCGAACUAUGAUCUCUAAACUAUAAUAAUAUAAAUUAAUAUACCAAUAGACUGUGUCCACAUAAAAAAAACUCCUUUAAUGCAAUUCAAGCAAUCGAAUUAAAAUAUACGCGAAAAUAUUGCCGAUUGGCAAUUGCUUAAUAAAUGCCAUUUUUUACUACGUUAGCAAACGUUAGCAAACGUUUUAUUACGAAGAAAAGUAAGUGGCACGAAUUUUCUUGUCAUAGCUACACAAAUUUACUCUAACUUGUUGUCAACAAUUUGGCCGAGCAAUUUGUAAAUAAACUGUUGCCAACUAACGUGUGACCGAUUACAUGCGAGCGAACAGUGGCCCAGUUUCUCCCUCAAAUAUAUUGGGACAGCACACAACGUGGGUGUUUCGAGUUAUUACGCGAUAUCACUCUUGCGUCGACCUGCGGUGCUACGAAAAUAAGCGAAGAAACCUGUUGCGUUACACACAUCAACGAGCGGCGAGAAACGCACGCUCUCCUACUUCAUCAAUAUCUAACUUCUUUCUUUGUCACAAUACUUUCAAAUUCCUCAUCAAUCUCGUGUGUUUCAUAUUUAAUCUCUGUUCUAUAAUUUGGAAAAUAUUUAUAACAUCAUAGAUUGUCUAAAUAAAUGAUAUAGAAG